Molecule: messenger RNA, 2050 nt
Organism: Apodemus sylvaticus (European woodmouse)
Lineage: Eukaryota; Metazoa; Chordata; Mammalia; Rodentia; Muridae
Product: phenazine biosynthesis-like domain-containing protein 2
Exons: 10
Coding region: 119-985 (288 amino acids)
Biological process (GO): biosynthetic process
Cellular component (GO): cytoplasm
Molecular function (GO): isomerase activity
Source: RefSeq, a predicted model, not a curated record
UUAAAAACAGAUUAAAUGCAGAGGCUUUGAAAAGUAGCAGUGGCACACAUCUUGAGGUGCAAAGAAGUGAAGCGGGCUGUCAGCAGGGCAGGGAGCUCCCACACAGCCAGCCAGGAGAAUGAAGCUCCCAAUCUUCAUAGUAGAUGCAUUCACAGCGACAGCUUUCCGGGGCAAUCCUGCCGCAGUCUGCCUUCUGGAGAGCGCAUUGGAUGACAAUGUGCAUCAGCAGAUUGCGAGGGAAAUGAACCUCUCCGAAACCGCUUUCAUCCGAAAACUGCAACCGACUGAUGACUUCACACAAAGCUCCCGUUUUGGACUGAGGUGGUUUACCCCAGAGACUGAGUUCCCCUUGUGUGGUCACGCCACGCUGGCUUCUGCGGCUGUGCUGUUUCAAAAAAGAAAGAACACGAACAGCACCCUGACCUUUGUCACGAUGAGCGGGGAGCUAAAGGCCAGAAGAGCAGAAGACGGGAUUGUCCUGGACUUUCCUCUCUACCCAGCCUGCCCCCAGGACUUCCAUGAAGUUGAAGACUUGAUAAAGGCAGCCAUAGGUGACACCCUGGUCCAGGACAUCCGAUACUCUCCAGACACCAAAAACCUCCUGGUCCGGCUCAGCGAUUCUUAUGACAGGUCCUUUCUAGAGAGCCUGAAGGUGAACACCGAGUCUCUGCCUGGAACUGAGAAGACAGGGAAGGUGAGAGGCCUCAUCCUCACUCUCAAAGGAGAGCAUGGGGGGCAGACGGCCCCGUAUGACUUCUACUCCAGAUACUUUGCGCCAUGGGUUGGUGUGGCUGAAGACCCUGUAACAGGGUCCACCCACACUGUUCUUGGCCCCUACUGGUCUGAGGAGCUGGGGAAGAAGGAAAUGCGAGCCUUUCAGUGUUCCCGCCGAGGAGGGGAGCUGGUCAUUUCCCUGAGGCCUGAUGGACGAGUUGACUUGAAGGGCGGAGCUGCUAUUGUCUUGGAGGGCACGCUGACAGCCUAGAGAUGCUUAUGCUGGGCUUGGCCACUGCUCAACAAGGAGUCUUCUCUAUAGCCAAGAGCCCAACCCAACCCAACCCAACCCAACCCAACCCAACCUAACCCAAUGGCAAACUCACAGAACUUGGCCCAGCAAGCCUGCAGAAUGGUGCCCUCGGUCCUCGUGUGAACAGAAAGGGGAAGAAAGACAUCUGAUGGAGGUGUGGUAGUGUCUCCAGAAUCCUUUCCUGAUGGUGGGCUCUGGGCUCUGCCUGUGUGUGCAUCUUCUGUCCCCACAGAAGACACAAUGCUGUCCCUUCUUUUGAUUAUGACUGCCAAUCAAAGUGAGAGAUGAAUUGAUAAGGAAUGAGAAGGAAUUUAGACUUAGGUGUGGGGGCCUUAUAGAAGAUUUAUUUUCUGAGACAGCAUUUCUCUGUGUAGCCCUGGCUGUCCUGGAACUCUGUAGACCAGGCUGCCCUCUAACUCACAGAGAUCAGCCUGUCUCUGCCUCUAGCAUGUUGGAUUAAAGGCAUGUGUCACUAUCAAAUGGUUUCUGGUAAAUUUUACAAAUGUGUGUGUGUGUGUGUGUGUGUGUGUGUGUGAUUUUAAUUUAAAGACAGAGUCUUAAUGUAUAGCUCUGGCUGGGAAGAAACUAGGCUAACCUCCAACUUGACACCUGCCUGCCUCUGCCUCUCAAGUGGUGUGAGCCCUCAUGGCCAGACUCACAGUCUUUUCAACAGACCCAGUAACUCUGUGGAGAUGCAGACCUAACACUAAAGAGAGUAGACUGUAAAGGGUCCCAGAGGCUUCACUAUGGCUGUGUGGAGUAUGGAGGGACUUGGUUGUGAAGACAGCUAGGGGAGACAGUUCCUAUUGCAGGAUUCAGAGAAACCUUGGGGUUUAGGAAACAAAUCCUUUGCAUUUUGAACUCGGCCAGAGGUAAUGAUCAGGACAGCCCCAGGAGAUUACCACAGUGUGCAUUUGAUUUGGUGAUGUGAUGAUAAAAAUACACACUCAGAGAGUGUGAUAUGAAAUCUUUCCCUUCUGUGUGGCUUCGAAUGGCAGUGUCAAUGUCUUCUCUUGUUUAAUA